AUGACUAAUGUUGAUAGGGGACGUGCAGUUCCCAGAAAUGUUUUAACUGUUGUUACGAGCAUUAAUCCAUCGGGUCUCUAUCAGUUAGGAAACAAGGAAAGUCUUCUCGAUCGAUUUUAUGCUCGUAGUGAAUUAACAAAUUCUACAGUAACUUUAUUAACAUUCAGAACGCACCUUCAACUUUAUUAUCAUUUCGCUCAGCAUCCAUCUGAACAUCUGGAAAAACUUCUAGAAUUUGUUCAAGACAAUCUUCAAACUUCUGAAACAGAUGGUAUAGGGAAGAAUUUAACAACAAUCCCAGUUAUUAAAAAAAUUCUCAUAACUGUAUGGUAUCUUGCCAAUCAAGAAAGUUAUAGACAAAUUGCAGACAGAUUUCGGGUAUGGAAAAGUACUGCUCAUUAUAUAAUUUCUGCUACUAUUAAGGCAAUUGCAUCACAUCAGCACGAUUUCAUACAAUGGCCAGAAUCUCAUCAAUACAAGUCAAUUGCAAAUGAUUUUGAAUCAAAAAGACACUUUCCAGGAGUUAUAGGUGCCAUAGAUGGUACAUAUAUACACUGCAAACCUCCAAUGAAUGGUAGGAAUGCUUUUGUCAAUUGCAAAGGUGAUCCAUUGAUUAUUCUCCAAGCAAUCUGCAAUUCAAAUAAAGUAUUUUUGGAUAUAUUUGCAGAUCGAGCAGGUUCUACACGUGAUGCUCGUGUAUUUCACACCAGUCCUCUUGGUCAAAGAUUAGCAAAUGAUCCUAACUUUAUACCCUCAGAUUACCAUUUACUUGGUGAUUCUGCUUAUCCAUGUACAGUUAAUUUAUUGACACCUUUUAGAGACAAUGGUCAUUUAUCUCCACAAGAAAAACAUUACAAUUAUGUACACAGCUCAACGCGUGUAGUUAUUGAACAAGCAUUUGGUAUUUUAAAGGCAAAAUUUCGCAGACUUAAAUAUAUAGACAAAACACGCAUCGACUUAGUCCCUAAUGUUGUUAUUGCAUGCUGUUGUUUGCAUAAUUUAAUAUUAAAUACAGAUGGGAGCAUCUGUGAGUGUGAUAUUGAGGAGGAGGAGGAUGAUGAUGAUGAUGAUGAUGAUAAAGAUAAAUCUUAUCAAAUUAUGAAUGAUGAUUCAGUUUCAGGAAAAUCAAAAAGAAAUGAAAUAAUGAGACUGAUAAUAUAGAAAGUAUUGUACAGUACAUGAAAUAAUGCAUUGAAUUUAAUACUUGUACAAAGUUGUAGAAUUAUGGUUUUCUUUAAAGUUUUGUAAAAUAAAAUUAUUAUUGUAGUAAUAAACUGUUUUAAAAAUUAUACAGCAUGUAAAUUCAUUGUAUAUUAUAGCAGUUAUAAUAGCAGUUAUACAUAUAUACAUAAAAAAUGAAUACUCCAUUAGAUUUUAUCUAAUGGACACCUUGUCAUGUAUUUCUCUUUGUAAAAUACUGAACCUAACAAAUUUGAUGUACCAAUUGACUGGUUGAUUAUGAUUGACUUGUUGGUCACCUGUUAUUAACAUAAGUUUUAUUUUAAAGUAUAAAAAUGUUUUAAAAAGUAAACAAUAUAUAUGUAGAACAAUUUUUAUUUGUUUCCAAGCAAAAACAUUUUAUUUAUUUUAAUUUUUCUUCUAAUAUAUUAACUAGUUUUGUUAAUAUGUCAGUUCUUUUCCUGUUUUCGUUAAUAUUCUCUUGCAAGACUU
This is a messenger RNA of Centruroides sculpturatus (bark scorpion), 1671 nucleotides long. Its product is annotated as putative nuclease HARBI1. The coding region runs from base 1 to 1161 and encodes 386 amino acids. Lineage: Eukaryota; Metazoa; Arthropoda; Arachnida; Scorpiones; Buthidae. The transcript has 3 exons. The record is from RefSeq and is a predicted model, not a curated record.